AUGCCAAUAUCUAUCUAUCUAUCUAUCUAUCUAUCUAUCUAUCUAAUCACUUUUAAGCUUCGAAAAGUAUUCUUCACUUUAUUUUCUUGCUAUACACCGUCUAUUUUAUCUCUCUUACCACCCAUCCUUUUCUCUGCAUGUACCUUCUCUCUUCUUUCUUCUAGGUUUUUUUUUCUUCUCUUCCUCUUGACUUUUCAUUUUUACUCUUACUUACACCUUUUCUUCUUUUUCUCGCUUCACUUACUCUCAAUCCGUUUAUUUUCUCCCUACUUUAUUUCAGUAUUUCCCUCUUUCUUCUCACUCUCAUUCUCUCCUGACACUUUUUUCUUAAAUCCCCUUCACCUUCUUAUAACCCAACCUCUUUUUGUUCUUUGCAUCUCUCCCCCUUACUCUCCUUUCUUGCUUUACAAAUCGUCCUCCUUACUCUCCCUUUUCCAACAAGUCUUUACUCUCCUUUAUUACUCUUCCGACACUUACUCCUUACUCUCCUUUCUAGCAUAUUUUUACUACUCUCCUCUGUCGCUCUUCCUCCUCUUUUAUCCCUCCCUUAUCGAGGCCACUGUCGCAAGAUAA
This is a messenger RNA of Acanthosepion pharaonis, 573 nucleotides long. The record is from the annotation of a GenBank genome assembly. NCBI's taxonomy places the organism in Eukaryota, Metazoa, Mollusca, Cephalopoda, Sepiida, Sepiidae.